AUAGGGCGAAGCUGCUCAGAAGAUGCUUUUUCUUGCGCUGGAGGCGGUUGCGUACCAUGGUCUCUCACGUGCGAUGGAGAAAUGAACUGUGAAGAUGGAACAGAUGAGCCAUCCAUAUGUGGUAAUAUCAACGUUUCAGUCUAUAGUUAAUCUAUUGCGUUAAAGGUAUAUUCACAGAGUAUCAGCGGUAAAGUUUUCAAUAUUUUAGCAAAUAAAGCUCGUCCUUUUUAUAUUCAUGACUAUGCACAGAUUAGUGCGCAGGUAAAUGUCUUGCUGUUGUAACCGCCAUCUUUGAUGUUAUGACGGAGGAAGAUUCGAGCAAAACAUUCGCGCACCCGAAGAAAACGCCUGCACUGCAGGCUACGAUAUUCUUAUAAAAUAUAUUUUCGUAGAAAAAAAAAGAGUGUACCUACGUAUAUUUUAACUUUCCCUUGUUAAACUGUGAUUCUAAAUACUAGAGCUAGAGUGGUAAGUCUUAGAAUGUUAAAUGAAAUAGAAGCGACACUUUCUUUAAAAUAUGAGGCACAACUUUGAAUUUGAAGCAAAACAUAUUUCGAUCGAUCUACGAUCAUCUUCAGUUGCAGGUAAUACUGACGGUUACUGUGAUUUGAAAUAAAAACAUAUGGUGAUGCAUGAUACAAUUGCACGUGACGUUACAACUCGUGAUUACAAUUCAAAACGGAUUAACGUUUUUAAUAAGCGCGAGAUAACCAAUAUUUCACACGCAAGUAAGGGAAAGAUACAAAGAAACCAAAUGAAUUAAAUAUCAAAAUCUGUUUAAGUGUAUAAUAUGCAGCAAUAAUAAAUACACAAAUAAAUAAAUAAAUAUAUGAAAGUUAAUAAAAGUAGUAAUAAUAAACAACACUACGUAAUAAUCAAAUAAUGAAUACAUUAGACAGGACUUAAUUUGUUUCUUCAGGGUCUUCGCACUGUCCGUUGCUUGAUCUGAGUUGUGAUUGGUUUAACUAUAACGAUUCAUUAAAAUUGCACCAGUGUGUUGGAAACAAAGGUAUGGAAAAAAGAAUCUUGUCCUACAUUUGUUGAUAAAUGAAAACUACUUUUUACCUGUAACAGUGAAACAGUCGCUUAAAAUUAUAUUAUCAAAAAAGCAAGUGCAAAAGCUUAGUCUCCAUACAGGAAAAUUAAUCCGAUUACUUUUCUAAAAUUCGUUUUGUUCAUAACGUGCAAAAUGUAUUUCUGCUAAUAAGCAGCAGGUAAAUUGAUGAAAUCUGAGUAGUCCAGGUACCCUAUUGGGGCGAAAUAUCAUACAAAUAAACACAUUUAUAACAGAACAAAAGUCAAAGCGUGCGCUCUCAUUGGUCAAUUGCCCAUUUGCUAUUUCCCAUGGGUGAACUGUAACAAAAGCUAGCACGCGCUCAAAGCCGUACGCGCUAUUUUCAACGCUACUGUAUUUUUUAUACACCAUGGUUUGCAAAGAGUUUUUCAGAAGAAAAAAAAUUUGCAAAGAAUGAUUUGCACACGCCAUAGUACAAGCAGAUUACAGCACUCAAGUCAUUUCCCCUACUAUCCGUGAGCAAAAUUAAAAGUUGCUCCCUUUUGAUUAUGUUAUAAAACAAAUGGUAAACGGCUUAGCGUGUACUAUUGAGUUUAAGUUGCACUGAGGAGAAUUUCUAAGCACUCAAGAAGCUAGAGUCGCACUCGACUAUCGCCUCGUGCGACUCUUACGCUUCUUUCGUGCUUAGCAACCUCCAGCGUGCAUCCAUAACUCAAUAGUACACGCUGAGCCGUUUACCAUUUGUUAACUUUACUAUGGUUUAUCAUUUCUUGCCGACAACAGAAAUGACAUUGCUCUCUACUUACGAAGUCUUCCUUAUGCAUUGUGUUAGUUAAAUGCGAUUUUGAGGAUGGACUUUGCGGGAUGAAACAAGUUAACUGGCGCGUUGGGUCUGGCUCAACACCCACAAAAGACACUGGUCCGGAUUAUGACCACACCACAUUUCUACCUGAAGGUUGGUUUGAGUAGUGAGACUAAGUCUUGAGCAUUUCAGUUUUCUCUUCGUAUUCCCUUUUGGAAAGGCGCCACCAAGUGCUACAAACCAUCUCAUAAACAGCAAGCUGCACUAAGUUUAUAUUUUAAAAAAAUUAAAAUAGUUAUACAACAAUAUUAGAAACAAAGCAAUAAAGAAAAUGCUAAAUGUAAAUAAUGGGCUGAUACCAUGAUCAACCGAAUUUGACAGCUGUUCCAAACUAAACGUUCUUAUAAUGACACGUGUAAAAGACAAAAGCUUUGAUAAAGUUUCUAGUGCACUUGGUUUGACUCUUUAGUCUUUUUUUUUUCUUUCUAAGUUUAAUUAUGUACUUAUUUCUGUUAUUCCUUUUUAUUUAUCUAAUUAUCUAUCAAGGAAAAUACCUAUUUCUGGAAGCAUCGAAGCAGAAGGCAGGUGAGGGAGCCAUUCUGGUCAGCAGUAUAAUUGGUCCUGGUAAAUCUAUUUGUGUACAGUUUUGGUAUCACAUGAAAGGAAAGGAUGUCGGAAGCUUGAAAGUCUACAUUCAAACAAAUCAAACAAAAACGCUUGUUUGGAAUACGACAGGUGAACAAGGUGACAAAUGGAACUUUGGACAAGUUGGAUACAAAGGCGGCUUGAAGAGCUACAAGGUAGGGGUAAUAUUGCAACAAAUAACUUAAUAUUAACUGUUCUAAAAAGUGCUAUCCGUACUAAUGGUGAUCUUUCAUGACCGAGAUUUGACAAUCAGAAAACGAGAGGGCUAGUCAGACGUUGUUGUUGUUGCUGUGGAUUGAUGAUAUGAAGUAAGAUAGUUCUCGACCAUAAUACGCAGGGCUAUGGGUAGAUAGUUCAGUCACGAUUUGACUGAUUAUCCCCUGGUGACCAUUUUAAACUUGACUACAAAAUUUGUAAUGACAGUUCGUAGGACCGCAAGUGAGCUUACGUCACUCAAUUUAACUUACUGUAUAGAAUGACAAAUCCUUUAUAAGCGAGAACAGAUCUCUUUGUUGAGUGAUAUGGCAAUAAUAAAUGUGUUCGAUGAACUGAGAUAUGGCACCUUUAAACUCGUCUGAUUCCUCUUUCCAGGUCAUCUUAGAGGGGGUUGUUGGUAGUGGAAUUUACGGAGACGUUGCCGUUGAUGAUCUAUCCUUACUUGGCGAAAAUAUAUGUGACACCAUAACGGGGAAUGGUUAGUUUACCAUUGCUAAACUUAGUUAAAUCCUACUAAACUUCUGGCCGUACGAAGAAAGCCUCAAUUAGGGCUUAAACCUAGUACAGUCGAACUUAAAAAAGUUAAAAGCGCGAAUGAUAUGUUAAAUGGUAUGAUUUAUAGUACUAUUCACACUUUCGCAUUGCCCAUAGUACGUAGUGUUUGCCCCCACUCUCCAAUUUGUUCCUAACCAUUGUUACCAAUUUCUUCUGGGCAGGGCAAUCGUCCCUGAAAGAAAGAAAAGAAACCGAGAAGAAGAUGCGUGUGCAAGAUUUUGGGGACUAAACAGAGCGUAUUAUGAGCAGUGCGAAAAUGGUGAAUUCACUGAAUUCUGAAGCAUCAUUUACUGACCUAGUGUCUUACAUCUAUAUUAUGUCCGGAGGCUUUGAGAAGGUCCUGGUCGUGAUAGAUUAAAACCAUUUAAUAUGUUCGAAGACACAGGUUAAACGAAUGUGUUAACGUUACCGUUUUAUAUUCAACUGCUGUAUUUAACAGACCUUCCCGGAUGUCUAUUUGAGCAGGAUCAUUGCGCGUGGGAGACGAGUGACAACUGGCGAAUGAGUAAACUU
This is a messenger RNA of Porites evermanni, 3746 nucleotides long. Lineage: Eukaryota; Metazoa; Cnidaria; Anthozoa; Scleractinia; Poritidae. The record is from the annotation of a GenBank genome assembly.